AUAACGAAGUUGUAAAGUUUAACCAUAGACAUAACAAACAAUUCAAUUUUAACCAAAUUUAAAUUAAUUUUGUUUCAGGUAAAUUAUACUACGAAAGGGACUAGAGAAAUACACACGGCUUAAAGUACAUACUAUUAGUGUACAUCUAAGAUAUACAAUUCUGUUUUAAGCUGGCAAAGAAUACACUUUUGAGAGAAUAAAAGAUUAACAGAUAAUUUAAGGAGAUUUUCCAUUAUUAUUAUCUAAUAAAUUUAAACAUUUGUAGAAUUAUUAUUAUUGUCAAAGAUACAUUUUUUAGUUUUAUUUAAAUGUUCUAAAAUAUUGCAUUGGUUAAAAUAAUGAAAUACUUAACAAGUAUUUCAAUUUAUUCCCAUUCAAAUAUAACAUUUAGUUUAUUAAAACGAUUAUUGUCAACUAAUAAUAAAGAUGGUAAUCUAAAUUUAAAAAGUGAAGUACCAAUUGUCAAAGGAUUACCAAUUGUUGGCACUGCAUUUUCUAUUUUGGCUGCUGGAGGUGGAAAAAAGCUACACGAGUAUAUUGGUAAACGACAUCAGGAAUACGGACCAGUAUUCAGAGAAAAACUUGGCCCCAUUGAUGCAAUAUGGGUUAGUGAUCCAGCAGAUAUGAAAUUAUUAUUUGCACAAGAAGGAAAACAUGCUAGGCAUAUUUUGCCUGAAGCUUGGCUAUUAUACAAUGAAACAUAUGGCCAGCAACGAGGACUUUAUUUCAUGGAUGGAGAAGAAUGGUGGACUUAUAGAAAAUUUCUCAAUAAAAUGAUGUUGGUAGAUAGUAAUAAAUGCUUUAUAGAGUCAACUACAAUAAUAUUGCAAGAUGUACUAAAUAAAUGGAAAAUGUUUAAUGGUCUGCUUAUUGAAAAUUUAGAAACAGAUCUCUAUAGAAUUUCAAUAUCUUUUAUGGUUUCAUAUUUAGUUGGUGGUGUUUUUGAAAAAUGUAAAGAAGAGGUAUCGAAUGACAUUAAUAAGUUAGCUUAUAGUGUGCAACAAAUAUUUCAAAGUAGUGUUAAAUUUACAAUUAUUCCUGCCAAAACUGCUAAAUUACUAAAACUAGGCAUUUGGUAUGACUUUGUAAAAGCAGUUGAUGAAUCAAUUAAUAAUGCAAAUCAAUUGGUGUCGAAAUUAAUGGAAUAUAAAGGUGAUGGGUUAUUAAAGUCUAUGUCAACUAUUCAGGAUGUAUCUGAUAAUAUGAUUAAACGGCUUGUAAUUGAUUUCAUACUUGCAGCUGGAGAUACAACUGCUUAUUCAACUCAAUGGGCCCUUUAUACAUUAGGAUUGUAUCCAGAAAUCCAAGAAAAUCUUAGAAAAAGUUUAUAUACAACAUGUUUUUGGGAAAACGAGUUAUUAAAUAACAUAUUGAAAGAAGUAUUAAGAUUAUAUCCUUUAGCACCAUUUCUUACAAGAAUUUUGCCAUAUAACACGGUUUUAACAAACCAUAUAAUACCAGCAAAUAGUCUUGUAAUAAUGUCAAUGUUCUCAAGCAGUAGAAAUGAAAGUUAUUUUAAAAAUCCAAAUCAAUUUAACCCUGAUCGUUGGAAACGUUUUGAAAGAAACAAAUAUUGUGGAGUUUACGAACCAUUUGCAACAUUACCCUAUGGGUUUGGACCUAGGUCUUGUAUUGGCCAAAAACUAGCACACAUACAGAUGUGUUCAACUAUAUCAGAGUGCAUUAAAGGAUUCAAAAUACAGACAAUAGAGCCAGUAAACAUCGUUUUAGAUCUAAUAACAGUUCCUGAUUCUAAUAUAAAAAUUAAAAUACAUAAGAUACAAUAAAAUCAUCAAGUUCACUGUACUACUGUGUACAAUAUCUUUUAAAUCGUACAUUUAUUUUUAAAAUAUUAAAUAGUUCAUUACAACUUAAAAAACAGGUAAAAUAAAUAAUAAAAUUACUUUUUUGUAUUUUGGGGUAUAUUUUAGUAUUAAAAUAGGGAAUCUAUUAA
Adelges cooleyi (spruce gall adelgid) is the source of this 1954-nucleotide messenger RNA. RefSeq names its product cytochrome P450 315a1, mitochondrial (gene sad). The transcript has 9 exons. Bases 339 to 1787 code for a protein of 482 amino acids. Gene Ontology annotation, molecular function: oxidoreductase activity, acting on paired donors, with incorporation or reduction of molecular oxygen; heme binding; monooxygenase activity. Gene Ontology annotation, cellular component: mitochondrial inner membrane. Gene Ontology annotation, biological process: C21-steroid hormone biosynthetic process; cortisol metabolic process; cholesterol metabolic process. NCBI's taxonomy places the organism in Eukaryota, Metazoa, Arthropoda, Insecta, Hemiptera, Adelgidae. The record is from RefSeq and is a predicted model, not a curated record.